Molecule: messenger RNA, 3590 nt
Organism: Stegostoma tigrinum
Lineage: Eukaryota; Metazoa; Chordata; Chondrichthyes; Orectolobiformes; Stegostomatidae
Gene: rcor3
Product: REST corepressor 3
Exons: 12
Coding region: 261-1859 (532 amino acids)
Biological process (GO): negative regulation of DNA-templated transcription; regulation of transcription by RNA polymerase II
Cellular component (GO): transcription regulator complex; histone deacetylase complex
Molecular function (GO): transcription corepressor activity
Source: RefSeq, a predicted model, not a curated record
ACAAAGAACACACGCGGCGCUCAGGCCACCCGCUGCCUGUUGUCAGGCGGUGAUCUGCCGCUCCGCCUGUCAAUCAUCCGCGCCAAAGGAGUUUCGCGGCGGUCCUCAGACCCUCCCCUGCUACUCCUCCCACAACUGAUUACCCUCCUCACCCUUCCCCCCCCAACCCCACAUCGGCCUCCUUCCAUUGUUUCCAACUCUCAUCGAGUUGCAGUUUUCUGCCUGUGUGUUAUAAUCGCUGCAUUCGGAACGCUUUUGCAAUGCCUGGGAUGAUGGAGAAAGGGUCGGAAUACCUGGGGAAAGGCCGAUCCAACGGCACCAAGAGUCCGGCUGGAGCCUCUUCCAAUGGACACUAUUCUGAAGAGAGUGGCAGCGACGACGAGCACGGUGAUGUCGGAAUGCGAGUGGGCUCUGACUAUCAGGCAUCCAUUCCAGAAUUUAACCCCGGUGCUACAAAGUAUAGUGAUAAAGAAAUCGGUGGUAUGUUGGUAUGGUCCCCUUAUCAUGUCAUUCCAGAUGUGAAGUUGGAUGAAUAUAUUGCGGUGGCAAAGGAAAAACAUGGCUACAAUGUAGAACAGGCUUUGGGAAUGUUAUUCUGGCACAAGCACAACAUAGAGAAGUCAUUGGCCGACUUGCCGAACUUCACCCCUUUUCCAGAUGAGUGGACGGUGGAAGAUAAAGUUCUAUUUGAGCAGGCCUUCAGUUUCCAUGGAAAGAGCUUUCAUAGAAUUCAGCAAAUGCUACCAGAUAAAUCAAUUGCAAGUCUAGUGAAGUACUACUACUCCUGGAAGAAAACUCGAUCCCGAACAAGUUUAAUGGAUCGGCAAGCUCGAAAAUUAGCAAGUAGGAACAAUCAAGAUGAAAGUGAUGAUGGGAUGGAGGAAGGAGCUGCAAACGAUGUUACUGACAGUGAUUAUGAUCCCACUAAAGAAACUAAGAAAGAGGGUAAUCCUGAUCCGCCCAUGCAGGUCAGCAGAGUUGGUUCAGUCAGGCGUGAGCUUCCAAGUUUGCAGCAUCGUCACCACCCUCUUCGGUCCAAAUGCCGACCACCAAAAGGAAUGUAUCUUAGCCAAGAAGAUGUUGGAGCCAUGUCCUGCAGCCCAAAUGCAGCAAGUACCAUUCUUAGACAGCUUGAUAUGGAACUAAUCUCAUUGAAGCGCCAGGUACAAAAUGCCAAGCAAGUUAACAGUGCUCUGAAGCUGAAAUUAGAAGGAGGCAUAGAAGAAUUCAGACCGUCAGAGACCUCUCAGAAAAUCAAUGCACGCUGGACAACGGAGGAGCAGCUGCUUGCAGUACAAGGUGUCCGUAAAUAUGGAAAGGACUUUCAAGCCAUUGCAGACGUGAUUGGAAACAAGACUGUUGGACAAGUGAAGAACUUUUUUGUUAACUACAGACGUCGUUUUAAUCUUGAAGAAGUCCUACAGGAAUGGGAGGCAGAACAAGGAACACAAGAAUCAAAUGGAGUGUCUCCCACCUCAGGGGAUGAAGGAAAGCCUGCCUUGAUUUCUGUUCCAGCAAGAAGUCCAGAUGUAGAGGAGGAGGUUCAACCUCCUCCAGCUUCUGGCCCACCACCUCCAACUCCAGUUACUGUAGCUGUUACAUGCGUUGCUACUUUAAACCAACCUCCACCGUUACUUCGACCAGUGCUUCCUGCAGCUCCUGCUCUUCAUCGUCAGCCACCUCCACUCCAGCAACAGACUCGUUUUUUACAGCCAAGACCAACUCUUAACCAACCUCCACCUCCACUAAUUCGCCCAAGUAACCCUAUUCCACCCCGCUUGAAUCCUAGGCCAGUACUGCAGCAGCCUCCAUCGCUGAUUGGAAUCCAAUCAGAAUCGCAGCCUUCAUCUUUACAUUGACUUAAUUUUUCUUUGUUUAAUGACGUAUCUAAAACAGAAAAGUUUGCUUGUGUGGCUUUGUUUAAUUAAAGAUGCUUCACAUGGCCCAAAAUUCACCAACUAAGAUGAAUGUUUAACACUAGCUAAUUGUAUCUUGAUAUACUGCAUCUCUGCAAGUUCUUCAUUUUGGGUGAAUUGAAAUCCUGACAACACAACAUUUUAAAUUGAUGACUUGUAUGUCCACUUUUUUUUUGUAAAGAAGAUGAAGGUCAAUAAGAUUGACAUCUGAGGAACUUAAGAAAAAUGUUUUUAGCACAGUUAUUUUUGCAAGCUAGUGCACCACAAUCCUUGUUUUAUUGCCCUGUACUAAUUUAUUAUAUUUCAGAAUAGACUAUUCAGUAAAUAAAGAUUAAAACAUAAGGAAACAUUUAAGAUUGUAUUGUAUGAAAUACAGUCUUUUGAAAUUGUAUUUUUUAUGGUUAAAACUUUUUGGAUUUGACAGCAUUAACUCCUGGUUGUACAAAUCGAAAACCUGAUCCCGAGAAAGUGCACUUAAUUUAGUUCCAAAAUAAACCUUUUUGAAACACCAGUAGGACAGAAAAUUAAACUUAAUUUAUUAGAUAUAUUGCAUAUAAUUUGAAUUUUGUAAAAUAUAACAUUUCUGAAAGUGAGAUAGUUGCUGCAUUUUAUUGGUUUUCAUACCAAAGAGGUGCAUUUGGUCUAGGAUAACUCCAGAUAAUCUUCCUGUUGAUUAAAAUUUCACUAAAGUUAAAUACCUGAUCUCAGGUAAUCAAAACCUGUCAUUACUCCUACCUUUUUAAACAUGUGUUUAUAAAAUGAUUAAUAGUUAUUAAAAUGUGGCAAUUGCUGCAUUUGAAUAACAAAUAGAUAUUUUAAAUUCAUGAUGUUACAUUUCUUUUAAACUGAGGUGAUUAUCUCCGAAGGUACAAGUACUGCGUCCUCUUCACACACAGAUGAACAUCACUAAGGGUACAUUCAUCAUGUUAUCAAAUCGAUGUUAUUAAAAUUAUUGAGAAUGAUGGCCAGGAAUAGGUCCUAGAACAGUUAUCCCCAAGUCAGGAGAUCAUGGGUCUGAGUUGUAAUGGUAUCCAUAACUGGAUACUACUGAACAUCUUUGAGUGUGAACUUUUAGUUUUCAGUCUAGCCAGUAGAUUGAAUAGUGGAAUACGAUAGAAUACUUACUGUGAGGGGAAAGUGGCCAGGCUCGCCCAGGCACAAUUGCCUUACUUUAGAAAUGUGCCUCCAGUUGUCUCUUGGCAGAAGGCCAUUAACCAUGAUCAUGUACUAGAAGACAGUCCACAGAAUAAUUCUCUCCCAGCAAAAAGCACAUGCAAAUUGUGCCAUGUAGGGAAAUAGUGGGAGCUGGUGUGGGAAUUUUUAAAUAGUUAAUUUUUAUUAAAAAUGGCUUGAGACUGUGUAUUGAUAUGCAUUAAUUCUUUUUCAGUGUAAGAUGUUUAAAAAUACUAAAAUGAAAUUAUACUGUAAUUUGUAGAAAAUAGCACAAAGAAGAACCUAUAAAACCUCAAAGUAGUUUACUGUAUAUAAUGUCAUGAAUUUUGUCUUAUUUUAGUUUUAGUUUGUAGUAUGUGUAACAACUGUGCAUGUACAGUCAGAGCUUCCUUAUUUAUCUGUUAAGUCAGACAUUCUGCAUGUACUUUAAGCAGUAUUUUUUAGUGUGAGAAAUUGUGUGCUUGCUCCUUUUGCUGUAUUAAACUUCUAUCUGGAAAUACA